Messenger RNA from Loxodonta africana (African savanna elephant), 2577 nucleotides. RefSeq names its product olfactory receptor 52B2. The transcript has a single exon. The coding region runs from base 1395 to 2363 and encodes 322 amino acids. Lineage: Eukaryota; Metazoa; Chordata; Mammalia; Proboscidea; Elephantidae. Gene Ontology annotation, cellular component: plasma membrane. The record is from RefSeq and is a predicted model, not a curated record. Gene Ontology annotation, molecular function: olfactory receptor activity; G protein-coupled receptor activity. Gene Ontology annotation, biological process: G protein-coupled receptor signaling pathway.
UCAUUAGUCUGCCCAAGGCUCUUACUUGUCUGAAUCAGGCCUGUUCCCUUCCCUGCACCCACUGAAAUUCCAUUGCUCCCUCCUCAGAGUCCGUCAUGCUCUAAGCCAGUGUAUCUACUUAGAGUCAGAGGGAUGGACUCAUAAAUUGGGUUUUUAUUUCUUUGCAUGCCCUCCUCCUUGAGGCCUUCUGGAUACCAUUAAAUACAUUCAGUGUUUAUUUGUUACCUUUUACUCCUGAUUCUCUCUUUUUCAUUCUCUUUCCGUAAUCCCUUUUCUCCAUGUUCCCUUUCAGAUUCUUAAUCAGUCACCUUUUCCCCUGCCCUAAUAGCUGGUAGACAGUCCAGAGCUUCAGAAGGAACAGAUAUUACCUGAGUAGUGGGAAGAACUGAGGUAAGAAGGGGUCCAUACUUAACCCUUCUCAGCAACAGGGAAAGAUGGACUCUUAUUGAGGUUUAGAGAAGAAGUGGGGCAGGAAAGAGGGCUGUAUUAGUGGAGCCGGUGAUAAUGAAUUGAUUCUCUGUACUCAGAACAAUUUCCCUGAGGGACUCUUAUGGAUAAGGAGAUCUAGACACAAGCAAGAGCCACCUGUAUGGAAUUUCUAGGGGCAGAAGCUUGAGAAGUUUAGGAGGAGCAGGCAAUGAAGAUGGCCCCUCUCAAUCUCACCUUCUACCCCACUCUCCAUUGCCUUUAGGGAGGAUUUGAAUCUAGGUCUGAGUAGAGAAAUAUAUCUUUUAGGCUCCUUCUGAAUUUCCAUUUGGUAAUCCAUUUUCUUGGACAGGGAGCCCCAGCUUCCAAGAUGUUCAGCAAGUCUCAUGUGAAAUACUGAAGGUAAUAGCUAAAUUUAAUAUGAUUAAAUAUAAUCAAGUUAAAAAAUAGUUUAAUUAAUAGGGUUCCAGGAAGGAGAUGUUAUUAUGAACACUGACCUUUACAAAGUGGUAUAUUAAGUCUUAAGGAGGUAAUUUAAAGGUAAAAUAUGGAUGAGCAGAAGUGGAAGGGAAGGGAAUUUAAGGUAAACACAGACAGAAGGAAUGAAAGGGACAAAUGCAACAAAAGUAGGGGACAAAUCCUGCUGUGUAGAAAUGGUAGAAUGAAGUUAGAAAGGUAUGGUGGGGUCAAGCUCUGGGGCAAGAGGGUUAGAGCCAGGGCAAAGCCUCUAUUGGCUUUUAAUGCAUGAUCGAGACAGAAGUUCAAGCAAGCUAGGUGCUGAGGGCCAGAAACUAUUCCUACAUCAAAGUGUGUAUUCUCUGGGGAAUUUCCCUAGAAAGUCCUAAAAUUCAAAAAUCCAUGCUAUCCUUGGUGAUCUCUGCCCGUCUUCAGAGGUGCUUUCUAUUCCUAUCCCUUUCAGCAGACUCAUCAGCUCCUCAGUCAUUGUAGAGAGGACUCUAAAGUGCAUCAUGACUCAAGCCAACCUUACCAUCUUCCACCCUGCAGUUUUUGUCCUACUUGGCAUCCCUGGGCUGGAGGCUUAUCACACUUGGCUGUCAAUACCCUUCUGCCUCAUGUACAUCACUGCAGUCCUGGGAAAUAGCCUCCUGAUGGUAGUCAUCAUCACAGAACGCAGCCUCCAUGAGCCCAUGUACUUCUUCCUCUCCAUGCUGGCCAUGACAGAUAUCAUGCUGUCCACCACGACUGUGCCCAAGGCCCUAGCCAUCUUCUGGCUCCACUCUCAUGACAUUGUCUUUGAUGCCUGUGUCACUCAAGUCUUCUUUGUCCAUAUGAUAUUUGUGGGGGAGUCAGCCAUCCUGUUGGCCAUGGCCUUUGACCGCUUUGUGGCCAUCCGUGCCCCUCUGAGAUAUACAGCAGUGCUAACAUGGCCUGUUGUGAGAAGGAUUGCUCUGGGCAUUGUUACACGAAGUUUCUGCAUCAUCUUCCCAGUGAUCUUCUUGCUGAAGCGCCUGCCCUUCUGCCAGACCAACAUUGUCCCCCAUUCCUAUUGCGAGCAUAUUGGAGUGGCCCGCUUAGCCUGUGCUGACAUCACUGUCAAUGUCUGGUAUGGCUUCUCGGUGCCCAUUGUCAUGGUCACCUUAGAUGUGAUCCUAAUCGCUGUGUCCUACUCACUGAUCCUCCGAGCUGUAUUUUGUUUGCCCUCCCAGGAUGCUAGGCACAAAGCCCUCAGCACUUGUGGAUCCCACCUCUGUGUCAUACUCAUGUUUUAUGUUCCAUCCUUCUUCACCUUAUUGACCCAUCGCUUUGGACGUAACAUUCCUCGACAUGUCCAUAUACUGCUGGCCAAUCUUUAUGUGGUGGUACCACCGAUGCUUAACCCCAUUGUCUAUGGUGUGAAGACUAAGCAGAUCAGGGAGAAUGUAGCCCAUCAGUUCUAUGAGAUCAAGGCUUGGUGCUGUGCCUCCCCUCUAGGCUGAUGGCUCCUCACAUAUCCCCACUCCCCUUUUAAUCAAGGAAGCUAGGUGUGAAAUGCAGAGAUUUCCAGGACUGAAAGGGAUUUUCCUCUUCUUCCUUCUCUUUCUCUUCCUUCUUCUCCAUCUUUCCUUCCCCAACUUUUCUUUGUCUUCUGUCUUCACUUCUUUGCCUUCUUCUGCAGUUUCUUUCUUUUUUUUUUUCUGCUUUCGUCUCACC